This is a messenger RNA of Dendronephthya gigantea, 1312 nucleotides long. Its product is annotated as SAP30-binding protein-like. The transcript is spliced from 12 exons. The record is from RefSeq and is a predicted model, not a curated record. Gene Ontology annotation, biological process: regulation of DNA-templated transcription. The coding region runs from base 86 to 1183 and encodes 365 amino acids. Gene Ontology annotation, cellular component: nucleus. NCBI's taxonomy places the organism in Eukaryota, Metazoa, Cnidaria, Anthozoa, Malacalcyonacea, Nephtheidae.
AAUGGCGAUUUUUACAAUUUUCAACAACAUACGUAGUUCGCAAUAAAUUUUUGCACAACUUAAAGCCUCAUUUCUUUUUCUUGCUAUGAGCCGUUUGCCGGCCCUCGGUGGCUCGUUGCGGUCGAUAGCAAAUGCGUAUGACGAGGACGAUGUAUCUGACGAAGAAUUGGAACUUUCGAAAGCCAAGAAACGCAAACUUUCGACAGAGGAAGGAGAGAAAAGCGAGGCGAAAACGGGCGAUUCUGACUAUGAUAUCGUUGUAAGCGAUGAGGAGGGAAAUUCCUCCGGUGCUGGGUCAGUUAAGAAUUCAGUGGUUGUUAGCCAACCGAGAGUCGCUAAAGCUUCUCGGUUGGUUUCGUAUGCUGGAGAUGAGGAUGAGGAAGAGAGUACCGGUAAAGCCAAGGAGAGUGAGGUUCUUGAAGUUACAACAGAGGCAGGUACAUCAUCUGAGGCACCACAGCAACAAGAAAGUGGAGAAACUGCUGAAACAAGUGCGGGAGAACCGUCAACAAGUACGGAAAAUCGAGCUGUGCUUGACAUACCACGUUUGCAAAACCAACUAGAAGAGAAUGAGAAAAAGAAGGGCAUGAUGCCGAAAGAGUUGCUUGAUCAUUUGGCUGCUGUUGAAAGCAUUCAAGUCACCCUCCCUGUUGAACCAGAUGGACGCUGCUCAAAUUCCUUACAGGAAAAAAUCGAAAACCUUCUUGAGAAUAAGAAAAGAACAGGUUGCGAUCUGAAACUCACAAUUCAGAGAAAGAAAAACUUCCGCAAUCCAAGUAUAUAUGAAAAACUAAUUUCAUUUUGUGGUAUAAAUGAAAUUGGAACAAACUAUCCUUCAGAAAUAUACGACCCAUUCUCGUGGGGCGAGGAUUCUUUUUACGAACGACUUUCGAAAAUUCAAAAAGAACAUCACGAAAGAAAGCAAAAAGAAAGAUCAAAGGUGGAAUUUGUGUCGGCGACGAGACGAAACGCGACAAACGCCGGUGCCAGUACUUCAGCUGGGGCAUCAACGAGCACCUCAACAGCUGAUGAUGCUUCACGAAGGAGAAGAUCCAAGUGGGAUGUGACCAGCUCAGGAACAGCAGCUCAAACCAUCCCUCAAAGCGCCUUACAAGGAAUCGCGUCCGUCCAGGCUGCUGUUGCGGCUGCUAGUAGUAAACUUUUAGCGGUUCAGAAACCUUAGCCGUGUCACUGUUGCUCCACAUGAUCUAUUUAGAUCAGAGCAGAAAAAUUAGGUCGACUAUGUAACGUAAAAUGUUCAAAGUUUUAAAACUUGAGGGAUCAACAGCUUCACAUAAUCUGUCGUGUAUUU